Malus domestica (apple) is the source of this 1353-nucleotide messenger RNA. Its product is annotated as zinc finger protein ZAT9-like. The record is from RefSeq and is a predicted model, not a curated record. Gene Ontology annotation, biological process: regulation of DNA-templated transcription. Lineage: Eukaryota; Viridiplantae; Streptophyta; Magnoliopsida; Rosales; Rosaceae.
AAGUACCAUGUCCCAUAUGGCCACGGCCUCCGAAGGACAUAUAUUUCUGGUUUUGUUCCUUUUGCGUAAAGAAAUGCUUGUCACCUACUCACCAUAUUAAGUGCCCUAUUAAGUUUCACACUCUCCCCUCUCUCUCUCUCUCCCCACAUCAAACGCACAGUUUUUAGAGAGAGAAAACAGAGAUUUGGUGCUCUUCAUCUUCCAUGGAGAAGCAGAGAAUCUGCAAGAUCUGCAACAAGCGGUUCUCCAAUGGAAAAGCGAUGGGGGGUCACAUGAGAUCCCACCUCGCCAAGCUUCCUCUCCCUCCAAAGCCGCAGUCGCCGCCGCAGCAGCAGCAUCAGCAACUCAGUGACUCGCCCGAGUCGUCGUCCCCUCCAUUUUCGACUUCGAACAGGGCCAUGCAUUCUUCUCUGGAUUCAGCCGUGGUCCACGAUGGCGGAGACAGCGACAGCGAGUCCCACCCGCGAAACCCAACUCAUAGAAGAUCCAAGCGGCGCCGCAAAGUGAUUGGGAAAUCGUCGCUGACAAUGCCGUUCGAGGCAGAGCAGGUGAGUUCUGUUACCGAUGCUUUUUCAACUGAAGAUGUGGCUAUGUGUCUUAUCAUGCUCUCGAUGGAUAAAUGGGAAAAAGUAAAAGUAAAAAAUGGGGUGGAUGAAUCCGCGGAUGAGGAGGAAGAGGAUGAAUCCGACGACCGAGGCGGUUUUGGUUUUCGGUCACAUGCUCGGGUUCGGACUCGGGGGAAGUACAAGUGUGAGACUUGUGACAAAGUGUUUAUAUCUUAUCAAGCGCUCGGAGGGCACAGAGCGAGUCACAAGAAAAUCCUGAAAACCCAAGUGUUUGAUGACUAUGAAGAGGAAGAAGAUGAAGAUUUUGAGGAAGAUGAUGGGCAGAAUGGUAAUUUGGCGGUGGUGGAGAAUCACAGGACAUUUGAGUGCUCUGUUUGUUUCAAACAGUUCGAUUCUGGUCAAGCACUUGGUGGGCACAAAAAAGUACACUACUACAACAAUUUGACCACCAAUGCCCCUACUAGGAAUGUUAAUUUGCCAUCGUCUUCUACUAAUUUUGUGGACAAUUUGGUCAUUGACCUCAAUCUCCCUGCACCAGAGGAGGAAGAAGAGGAGGUUAGCCAGGUUGAAUUCUCAACAGUUUCCGAUUAAUGCAGUAAAAAAACAGUGCUUUUGAACUACAAGUGCUUAUUUGAAAGUUGAAAUCUUUGAUCAUUGACAAGUUGGAGAGGUAAAAGUUAAAAAGUGUUCAUCCUGUUGUUUUGUUUUCCAAACAUGGUUUUCUUUCUGUGUAUAUACUGAUGAACAUGAACUAGAAAUUUCUCAUUUCUCUGUUGAGGAUGUUAUA